AUGUCCUCGGAGGGGGAAGCCGAGGCGGCUGCUGAGAGCGGGCCGGGCAGCAGCCCCGCGCCGGGGCCGGCCGCCGCCGAGCGGGAGGAGGUGAGCGGCGGCAGGGGCAGCCGCCCCGGCCCAGGGGGGGCUCGGGAGGCAAAAGGGGAGAUGGGCGUGGGGAAGGGGCCGGCGAGCCCCUCGCCGGGCAGCGGGAGCGGGUGGCCGAGGAGGGGAUCCGCAGAGCGGGGGAAGCCGGCGAGGCAGCCGCGGCCCCCGCAGCCCGGCCGGGACCUGCAGCCGCGCCGCGGGGGCGGCCGCCAGCAGCCGCCGCAACGCCCUGUGAAGCAAUCCCUGAGUGCCUGCAUGUGCAGAGAGUCACACUGGAAAUGCCUCCUCCUCUCUAUCCUCAUGUAUGGUUGCCUGGGAGCAGUGGCCUGGUGUCAGCUGGCCCGAGUCACCAAGCUCAGCUUCGACAGCUCCUUCAAGGGCAAGUCCAUGAUCUACCAUGACAGUCCCUGCUCAGAUGGCUAUGUCUACAUCCCGCUGGCCUUCCUUUCCAUGCUGUAUGUGGUGUACCUGGUGGAGUGCUGGCACUGCCACGUCAAGAGAGAGCUGCAGUACAAGGCUGAUGUGGACAGUGUCUAUGAAUGUAUCAACCGCAUGCAGCAAGCCACUCCGUGCAUCUGGUGGAAGGCCAUCAGCUACCACUUUGUACGGCGAACCCGGCAGGUAACACGGUACCGCAAUGGUGAUGCCUAUACAACCACCCAAGUCUACCACGAGAGGGUCAACACUCAUGUGGCCGAAGCUGAGUUUGACUACUCUCACUGUGGAUAUAAGGACAUCUCCAAAGAGCUCCUGGGCCUGGAGAGCUACACAGCCACCAAGCUGAGGUUCACCAAAUGCUUCAGCUUUGCCAACAUCGAGUCUGAGAACUCUUACCUGACACAAAGGGCUCACUUCUUCACAGAAAUAGAGGGGCUGGAUGACUACAUGGAGGUAAGGGAAGGCAUGCAGCUCAAAAAUGUGGACUUCAAAGAGCUCAUGAUGGCCUACGGGGACCCAGAUCAUCUCCCAUGGUAUGUGUCUCACUAUGCUUUCUGGGUGGCAGCCAUCCUGAUGAUCUCGUGGCCUCUCAGGGUACUCAUAGAGUAUCGGACUGCAUACGUCCACUACCACGUGGAGAAGCUUCUGGGCCUGGAAUACACAGCACCCGCCACGACGGAGGAGCCCCUCUACCGUUACCGCAUGCCCCGGGAUGCCACGCAGGACAGCACAGAGCUGGAGUGGCACAUCUGCACCAACCGGCAGCUGAUCCCCAGCUACUCGGAGGCCAUGCUAAUGGACCUGGCCGACUCCCCAGCGUACAACAGCUACACAGUGUGUCGGUACAGUGAGGUGGCCCACGGCUGUGAGCGCUGCAACCGUGCCUCCAGCACCUCCUCCAUCUUCUCACGCCAUGCUUUCCACAGCUGCAGUGGCAACUCCCGUCUGUCCCUCAACACCAGCCGCUUCUCCCUCUGCCGCGUCCAUGGCUCCCACAGGACAGGCCUCUGGCGGAGCCGCAGCAGCAGCAUUGCUGACCGGGGCUGCCAUGAUGAGCAAUGCUGCUCCUACUCCAGCCAGCUGGCUGUCAACGAGAACCCCCCUACCUACCACGACGCCCGCUUCUUCCCUGUCUUGAUCGUGCAUAGGCCAGAAGGGCACGAUGGACAGCCCUUCUAUGUCAGACGCUCCUCCUGUUUAGAAACAUCUCUGUGAUGGGCUCUCAUGCUUUCUCAGCUCUUCAGCUCUGGAACAGCUUCACUGCUGUGCUUGCAGAGACACCACCAGCCUGCAAGUGUCAGUCAGCAGGACGAGCUUUCAGUUCUUCUUGGCAUUGCAUGAGGAUAUGGUCGCCCUGCCAAGUGGCCCACCUCAUUUCUAAAGCUUCUCUCCCUCCUCCUAUUCAUCUCCAUGUUUAUUUUUCCCCUUCUUUUCACUC
Molecule: messenger RNA, 1966 nt
Organism: Lagopus leucura (white-tailed ptarmigan)
Lineage: Eukaryota; Metazoa; Chordata; Aves; Galliformes; Phasianidae
Product: transmembrane protein 151B-like
Exons: 2
Coding region: 1-1743 (580 amino acids)
Source: RefSeq, a predicted model, not a curated record